Messenger RNA from Dermochelys coriacea (leatherback sea turtle), 855 nucleotides. RefSeq names its product small nuclear ribonucleoprotein polypeptide E (gene SNRPE). Gene Ontology annotation, molecular function: RNA binding. The coding region runs from base 195 to 473 and encodes 92 amino acids. The record is from RefSeq and is a predicted model, not a curated record. Gene Ontology annotation, cellular component: U4 snRNP; U1 snRNP; U4/U6 x U5 tri-snRNP complex. Gene Ontology annotation, biological process: spliceosomal snRNP assembly; mRNA splicing, via spliceosome. NCBI's taxonomy places the organism in Eukaryota, Metazoa, Chordata, Testudines, Dermochelyidae. The transcript is spliced from 5 exons.
GUCCUCCAGCGUGCCAGAGUGGCCGGGAAAGGGUUCCCGGCGUUCCGCGGGCAGGCCCCGGCGGCUUCCGGUCUGCACCGGAAGUCGUUGAGCUGCGGCGGCGCGCGCGCGUGUGGGCCGCUGGGGGUAACGUUUCUUUCGUCUCCUUCCCGCUCUCUCUGCCCCCGCCGGUUGGCUGAGGCUCGCGCGCGGCCAUGGCGUAUCGCGGGCAGGGCCAGAAGGUGCAGAAGGUGAUGGUGCAGCCCAUCAACCUCAUCUUCAGGUACCUGCAGAAUAGGUCCAGGAUUCAGGUGUGGCUCUAUGAACAGGUGAACAUGCGGAUAGAAGGCUGUAUCAUUGGUUUUGAUGAAUACAUGAACCUGGUUCUGGAUGAUGCAGAGGAGAUACACUCAAAAACAAAAGCAAGGAAACAGCUGGGUCGGAUCAUGUUAAAGGGGGACAAUAUUACUCUUCUACAAAGUGUUUCUAACUAGAACUUGUCAUUCAGAGGGUGGAAUACACUAAAGAGUGUUCCAAACUAGAAUUUUCACUCAAUGUGCGGGGUGGACUAAACAUUAUUAUAAACAAGAGUCACUGGGAAAGUGGAUGGUGUUUUGAAAACAAAAGCUCCAAAUGAGCUUGAUUUGAAAAGAGUAAAAACAAUAACUUCACUGGUAUCUUGAGUGUGAGCCAGUCUGGCAAUUCUUCUUUGAUAGUAACAUUUUUUACAUUGGAGUACCAAUUAAUGUCAGGGGUAAAUAAAAUUUUUAUGUUAACUGUGAACUUAAAUUUAUUUGAUCUCAUGCCUACAUCCCUCCCUCACAGUUUUUGUUGGGGGAAAAUAUGUAAUCUGAAAUAAAUCUUUUUUUCUUAAAA